Messenger RNA from Lagenorhynchus albirostris (white-beaked dolphin), 1433 nucleotides. It is a transcript of the gene CXHXorf58, whose product is annotated as chromosome X CXorf58 homolog. The transcript has 9 exons. The record is from RefSeq and is a predicted model, not a curated record. NCBI's taxonomy places the organism in Eukaryota, Metazoa, Chordata, Mammalia, Artiodactyla, Delphinidae. The coding region runs from base 151 to 1275 and encodes 374 amino acids.
CCAGUGGUGUGGGCUGAGAAUCGUGUGUGCGGAGGCCGCCGGGCGGGGGCGCUCGGCAGGCCUCGGGCGGCUUCGAAAGCCUAGCAGCCGCAGCCGCCGACCUCUGGGGCCUGGAUUUACCUCACAAAAGAGUACUUCAUUGUGAGGAAAAUGAGUCAUUCCCCACAGACAUCAGUUACUGGUGUCCCCAAAUCAGAUAGUCCACGCUUGGGAAAAGGUCACAAAGUACAUUUGUCAAAUGCUAUAAAGACAAAGGGAAAACAACAAAAUAAUAAAGAUAUUUCAGCUCACAGGAUACAGAGAGUGUGGUUAUCUCAUCUUGACAAAUCAAUGUUUCAACUCCUUAAGUGUACAAUUUGUGCAGCGGAACAUCAUGUGACACGUGAAAUUUUGAAGAAAGUGAGCCCUUUUGAGGCUGAGCUUGUUAAAGAUCCUUGCUUGAAGUGUAAAGUUAGAUUCAGAUUUAGUGGCGAAACAUUUCCACCUUUCAUCGUGUUUAAAAUUUUUCUUCAUACUGAAGGCCUUGGUUACAAGUAUUUCAGUGGAAAAAAUUUAUUAAAGCCGUCAAGUGAGGCUGUGGUUGAUGCUUGUAAAAUAAUGGGGAAAAAGAAAUUUUAUCAUCAAAUUAUGGAAGAUGAACGUCUUUUCCAGAAGUUCAAAAUAACUGAUGAAAUAGAUAUUGUCACCCUGAAAGAUUACAUGCAAUAUUCCAGUCUUCUGGAUAAGAUCCCUGCAUCUUCUGGUGGCAGAAAUAACUACUGGCGAAGAUUAAAUCUCGAAAACAUUCCUAGGACAAUGAUAAUGUAUGACAUAGUUUAUUAUGCGGAGUCUGGAAUGAUCUCAAACCGUCUAAAAAAAGAAAUGAAGUAUCUAUUACAAAGACCAAAAACAGAAGAGAUGCGUCAGCACCAGCUACAGAUUGUUUCUCAAGUUAGGUGCCCUUCAUCCUUAUCAAGUCUUCAACCUUUAUAUCGGCCCUACCAACAGCAAAGUCAAAUUAAACACCUGGGACGUCGAUCCGAGCAAGCUCAAAUGAAAGUUGAAAAAAUGAAAAAAGCUUAUAAGAUGGCUAAAGAAAAAAUUGCUUCUGCGGGAACUCAACUGAAAAUGGACACACCGGGUACAAAGCAAAACGAGACGAUGGUCUUCUCCACCCCAUUCUUUGACAUUGUAAAAGUUAAUGAGCUCAUGUCAGAUGACGAAUUGGAAGAAGAGGAAAAGGAAUUAUUUGCCUGGUGUCAAGACUUGUAUAUUAAUAAUUCUCCAUCAUGUUAAAGCACAGCUAAUUGACAGAAAACCAGGUUAUUCAACAACCUGCUUGUCUGUCUAUAAAUGAUGAGUAUAUGCGUUAAAGGAAAACAAAACAUAAACAAGCACUCAGUAUGCUCUCUUAACCAAAUGUGUGACAGAUUUUAAAGCCCUUUUAGUAUUAC